AUGUCCCACAUGGCAUUCAUUGAUGAUCAAAGUCAACUGCCCAUUCGGAAGCGCGAACGGAUCAGCGCGCCUAAAAGCCGUGGAGGAUGUGUAAUAUGUAAAAGAGGUCACAUCAAAUGUGAUGAAGCAAAGCCGAAGUGCUCUCGAUGUAUCAAGUCAAAUCUCAACUGCGAGUACAAAAAGCCUGAAAAAAAGAGCAAGGGAUGCAGAUCAGAGCGUAUCUCUCAGAGAAUUAUUCUUCCCAAGGCGGCAACGGAGGAACUAAGCAAGCUCAUCAUACGUCCACUCGAGACCAAUUCUGGCUUCGAUGAUGAAUUUGCAGUUGAAAAGGCCCCAGCGUGGAUGUUCGGAUACCUCGAGGGUCGGAUGAGGCCCGGGGAGAGGAUGAUACCCCGUCAAGCAUCUCCCCUUACUCAAGUUCUUGAGCCUUCCGAUUGCCUGGCUAUCGACAUGCCUUUGAAGUCUAAGGAACUAUUUCAUUAUUUCUAUGUGGCAGAUCAACAAUCGGGAGUUCCGCACAAGGAUCAACGAAGAGAUUGCCUCUCGUUUGUCACCAAUAACCCACACGCCUUUCGCAGCGCUCUCAUCAUUGCCAGCCUUCACUUUGUGUGGAACAAAGGAGACCUGCAACAGUUUAAAUCCACCUUCCUAGUCCACAAGGUCCACGCUAUUCGCAUGGUAAACGAAUGGAUGGUCACCGAGGAUUCGUCGCUGUUCACUUCGGUUGUUCGGCAGGUGGCCACAUUGUGCUUUGCAGAGCUCUGUUUUGCCGACGUCGCCAGCGCUGAGACACAUCUUAUUGGGAUCAUGAGUCUCUUGGACCACAAGAAGCAUCUCAGCAGCCCUUUGACUGACGAAGACCUCAUAGAGCAGGAGCUUGCUGAUCGGUAUUUCGUCUUCACAUACACCUGCUUCGUGGGCUUCAAAAGCAGAUUGAUCGAGUACUUACGUCGCGUCGAUCCUACUGGAAACGUGUACAACAUUACGCCUGACGAGGCCAUGGCCCUCACGUCGUCGUUCCUACAGUCAGAGGCGCCGACUGGUGCUCUUGCAAUCAAGCUUGCUGCGCUUCGCCUUUUACCCAGCUUCUUCAAUCCGAUGCCUGCCGGUGUCAAAAUGGCCGAUAUCGACGGUUACUACACUAUUCUUGCGAUGCGCGAGCUGACGGCUGAACUUGACGGGGCUCGAAUCAAGCAGCGGAAUCGGCCCGGUGAUUCUACCGCAGUCUUUGAGGCUAUUUGGUCCAAUGGGGUAGCUUCAAAGCUGCUUGCCCAAUAUGUAUUCUCUCAUACACGGUCCAUGUCGGGAAAACUCCCGCCUAGUGAUGGACGCCAGAGAUUCAGGACAACAUGGUGUGGUAUUCAAGCAUCUGCUAAUAUGUAUCUUCAUCACGUUGUCAGAAUGACCGAGCCGGGAUUUUUGGAGCAAAGAGCGCAUCAUUACAUGAUGUAUCUCUUCCGACGAGAGCUGAGCCAACUCAGUGCUCGACUGGAGGAGCCGAAUUCAGACAUUAGCCGGGACUUUUUGUUCUGGCACUACUUUCUUGGGGCGAUUCACAUGUACAAGAAUGACAAGGAGUCCCCAACUGCUGAGUUCUUCUACCGGGGUAUCUGCGACUGGAGCAAGGCAACCGGUGUUACUGAGUGGGUAGAUGCGUGGGCUGCGCUGAGGGGAGUGAGUUGGCCUACAGAGUAUCCCGAUGAGUUGACUGGCCAGAGGGUGUGGGAGAAAGCACGAUUCUUCAAUAAUGCGUUGAGCUCGUACUCUUGA
Molecule: messenger RNA, 1770 nt
Organism: Fusarium vanettenii 77-13-4
Lineage: Eukaryota; Fungi; Ascomycota; Sordariomycetes; Hypocreales; Nectriaceae
Exons: 7
Coding region: 1-1770 (589 amino acids)
Biological process (GO): regulation of transcription by RNA polymerase II
Molecular function (GO): zinc ion binding; DNA-binding transcription activator activity, RNA polymerase II-specific
Source: RefSeq, a predicted model, not a curated record